Molecule: messenger RNA, 1539 nt
Organism: Miscanthus lutarioriparius
Lineage: Eukaryota; Viridiplantae; Streptophyta; Magnoliopsida; Poales; Poaceae
Source: the annotation of a GenBank genome assembly
AUGCGCCCUCUUCUCCUCCGGCUGCUCAGUGUGCUUGGCUCCAUUUUUCUCCUCCUCUCGUUUUUGCGUUUAGGCCCCUGGGGAAGCAGGGAUUCCGGCGACGGUCCCUGUCCCCGGCUCUCCCGCCUCGCCGCUCCGAUCGAGGCUGCAGCGUCAGUUGCAUUAAUGGGAAAUCAGUGCCAAAAUGGAACCUAUGGGAGCAAUUACAACAACUACAACUACUUUCAGAAGGAGCCUUUGGCUUCUAGGUACUAUGAUGGUGACGAUUCUGAGGAUUGCUACUCAGGGCCAUCUAGGUCGAGUAUAGCGGAUCUUAUAUGGCAAGGACUGAGACAAACCUUAACGUCCAUCUCUGUCCUUGGUCGAAAGACUCCUAAUGUAACAGAGCAUUAUACCCUCGGCCGGCAGCUUGGAGAGGGUCUCACUGGGACAACCUACCUCUGCACUGAGAUCAGCGCUGGUUGUCAGUAUGCAUGCAAGUCCAUCUUGAAGACAAAGUUUCGGAACAUGCAAGAUAUCGAAGAUGUGCGCCUCACCAUCAAGGAUGUGUACGAGGAUGAGGAGGCCGUGCACAUUGUCAUGGAGCUCUGUGAAGGUGGUGAGCUAUAUGACCGGAUUAAGAAGGGGAAUUACAGUGAGCACAAGGCUGCAGAUCUUAUAAAAAAUAUUGUUGGCAUCAUAGAGAACUUCCAUUCACUUGGUGUGAUGCACCGGGAUCUCAAGCCAGAAAACUUCCUCUUACAGGAUAAUGACGAUGAUUUGUCAAUAAAAGUAAUUGACUUUGGUCUCUCUAUGUUCUUCAAACCAGACCCUACUCAUGUGGAAACCUCCGACACUGGGUCUUUCACUGAAACAGUUGGAAGUCCAUAUUAUAUUGCUCCAGAGGUAUGGCAGAAGCAUUAUGGACCGGAGGCUGAUGUAUGGACAGCUGGAGUGAUACUCUACGUAUUGCUAAGUGGCGUGCCACCAUUUUGUGCAGAUACACAUGAAGUUGUACUUGACAAAGUGCGGGAUGGGCAUUUUGAUUUUGAAUCAGACCAGUGGCACAGGAUUUCAGACAGUGCAAACGAUCUUAUAAGAAAAAUGCUGUGCCCUUGUCCAUCGGAGAGAUUGAAAGCCCAUGAAGUUCUAAAGCAUCCUUGGAUAUGUGAUAAUGGAGUGGCUACUCAUCAAACUCUAGAUCCAACUGUUCUUUCUCGUAUCGACAAAUUAUCUGCAGCGAAUAAAUCAAAAAAAUUGGCUCUACAGGUUAUUGCUAAGCAUCUUUCAGAAGAGGAGAUUGGUAGGUUAAGAGGAAUGUUCAAGGCAGUGGACAAUGGAAACAGUGGUGCGAUUAUUUUGGCUGAGCUUAAAGAAGGGUUGAGGAAAUGUGGCUUAGUGUUUAAAAAUAUUGAGAUUAGUGAUAUCAUGGAAGCGGAUGGCCAGGCCAACUAUGGUGAGUUUGUCACAAUGAUGCAAAGCGAUAAUUCUGCGCUUGGGUGGCAAAUGAUGGAAAGCAGCAUGAAUGUACCCCUGAGGGAGGCACCUGAAGUUUACUGA